GCAAAAUCACGAAGGGUCUUCGAGCUGAACGAAGCGCUGCGGACAAUUAACAUGAUUGAUUCGGCUUUGUAUCGUCGCGCUUGCGAUGCCUUCAAAGAGCAAUUCUCUGCUGAAAAAGCACGAGUCUUUCAUUUUGUUCAUAGCGAGAACGAAGAAACUUCUUCGAGUUCGACAGCGGCGGCCAACAACAUGGACGACUACGUCGAAGAUUCCGACAAGAACUCUUCAAAGCGUAGUACUACUACAAAUAAGAGUUCUACUACAACCUCCAGCAGCCUUUUUGAUACCAUUUUGCAAUAUCACGCUAGUGCACCAGCAGGUCAGCCUGCUUUGGACGAGCUGUCUGAAGGAGCAGCACUCGAGCAGCGACUAAAAAACGCCGAGCUUGUAGCUCGUGGCAAGGCAUUGGGUCUACUGGUUGAAGUCGACAAAUGUCUGUCAAGCGCUAUCAGUUCGUUUUUUUAUGGCUUUGGCUUUUUUUCAAAAUUAGUAAACUAUGUAUUUUAAGUUUUUUCGCGAUUGCUGCUUACACGCCACUAUUCUCUGUAUCACAGCGACAGCUUUUUUGAGGAAUGUUAGAAUAUCUUCUAGAUGAUGCUCCUUCCAAAUGUUCCACAUUAAGUCUAUUCCGUCUAAAACUUCCUUCAGGCUCAAUAUCUUAGGGUUAGUACUGUAGAUUCAUUACCGUAAUUCUCGGCUCUUAUCUCAGGCUUAUCAGUUAGUAGACGAGUCAUAGUUUCCCUCAUAUACCUUAGCUAGGUUAGUCCCCCCGCCUCAUCAAAAAAAUUAUAGUAUUUAUACCAUAGGAAAGAAUCUUGAUCUUCAUGUUGUUCAUAGUUAGUAUAUCGUUCGAAGAUCAAAAUCAAUGUUAACGGUGAAAAAUCUUGUGUUUACGGACACAAAUGGUCGGUAUACUACGAAAGUGUCGGGAGACUACUUCGUCUCUACGAUCGAAUGUUGACAGUAUUAUAUUACUCAGGAACACCCUACUACAGCACCUUAUAGCAGAGUAAGGUGUUCUUUAUUGCUUAAGCUUAAUAUAGCCGAUUAUGAUGAUUACUAGACUUAAGCGCCCGGUAGCACUCACCCCACCAGAAUCCCCCACCCUCUGCACGCACUUCGCCCGCCAUUGGAUUGCGUGGCCCGGCUUGCCCGGCCACUUCCCUCCGCGGCAACUGUCUGGCGAAGUUGAUCGGUGGAACAGCACAAGAGUGGGGCUCUUCGCGGCCUGCGGGUGCGGCUAUUGAAAAGGCACGCCCGGAAAUGGUAGACCUGGGAGCUUGCUGGUCUUACUUCUGUUAGGUUUGGCAUCAAGCGUUUAACUUUCAAACUUUUGCCAUUCGUCUACUUCGAAGAAACUUAAAAACUUUCUUUUUUUUUUAAUUCAUUUUUCUUUAAUAAAGUCAAAAAUUUUGUCACUUUCGCGCUUUCGAGUUUGGUUCUUCGGUUUUAAAUUUGAUCGCGCGCUUUGGUAAGCGCUGUAGCGUUGUAGGCUUCAGGCUGAAGACUUGAAGCCCCAAGGCAGUGAAAGACUUGGAAUCCAGUUUCUUUUAAAUUUAUCUCUCCUCCUUCGAUAAAGUCAAAAGCGUUGCUAUUUUCGCGCUCUCAAAUUGAAGGCAUCAACUUAAAACUUUCCAAAGUCCCAAAGCUUUUACCUUUAUCGCCAACAAAAUAAAUCUAAGCGCCACCUUUAGAGUUUAUCGCCCUUUGAUAAAGUCAAAAGCUUUGCGGCUUUCGCGCUUUCAGAUAGAGGGCCCCAAACUCAAUUUAAAGCUUUUCAAAGUCCCCCAGUUUUUAACCUUAUCGCCAACAGUAUAAAUUUCAGCGCCAGGGCCGCGCGCUGUAGGCUUCAGGCUGCCGGUUGGAAGUUCAUAAGUUCCGAAGUUCAUAAGCGCAUAAGCCCAUAACUCGCUAACUUCGUAGCUCCAUAAGUUCGUGAGUUCAUGGGUUUGGGGCUCGGGAGUGGAAGAGCGAGAGUCUGGGGCUCGGAAGUGGAAGAGUGAGAGUUUGGGUGCCCGGAAGUGGAAGAUUGAGAGGCUGGGGCUCAGAAGUGGAAGAGUGAGAGUUUGGGGCGGGGUCGUUGUUGAUUUUUUAUUUAGUUCUGCAAUAUUUAUUAUGAUGAUUAUGAUGAUUGGGGACGCACUGCGCACUACAAAAUAGAAAUGGCGGACGACCAUGGGGUGCAUGGAGUAGCCCUCUAAUGGUAUCUGGCCCACGACCUUAUUUGGAGCGGUGAGCGCCCCAAGGAACAAGUGGCGAUCCGCCGUUAUUUAAGGGUAGGCUUUACUAGGUCUUUCUGUUCUUGCCGUUUGUUAUGGCUCUCUUAAGGGAGAAAAACGCAUUAACAUAUGCAGAGAAAAGUAUAACGAGCGGGAGACUGGGAGUGGGAGAAAAGCAUAACAAACGGCGAUCACAACAGAAACAGCAAAAGAAAGCCUUUAAGCUAUCUGAUGCGAGAGAUGCCCAAGAUUAACGAUCGGCUCUGGGGCUACAUUCUCGACAACAGACAAGAGCCAAUCCUCUAUUAAGGCUGCGUAUCUUCGAAUUUGAGCUAGCAAUAAAAUAGACUUUGUACUUUUUUCAUAUUUUUCUUACUAGUGACACUUUUUUUAGCGUGUCAGUUGAUUACCUCUAGGUCUCACUUCAUCAACAAGAAGAGAACUAUCUAGAAGAGGACUAAAAGAGUGUCAGUUUAUUACGUCUACUAGGUCCUCCAUCAAGAGGACUACAUCAACCCAAUUGCGUUACCACUAUCUAGAAGAGGACUAAAAGCUUGUCGUCUCAUGACGAUGUACCUCCAGACGAAAACUGUUGUAGUCCACUUCUAGAAAGGCGGAGUCGCAUUACUCAGAUGACCACUAUCUAAAAGACAGUGGGAGUCACGGUCAUGUUGAUGAUAUUGUGUGAAGAAGACGAAUUAUCUCAUCAAUCUACUUACUGUUACUCUCUAAGCUUCCACGCGUAGACGCACAAACCCUAGCGACUUGAGUAGCCAGGAGGAUUUUCGCAAAUCUGUUCUUACGUUUUUGGAAAAUCGAGGACGAAAAAGCUACCCUCCAGUAUUUAUUGACUUCCAUGAAGCAGCCAAAUUUGUUCCACUUAAGGGUAGGUUAAAGGUGUUCCUGUUACGUUACCGUUUGUUUUGCCUUUUUGAACAAAAGGGAAAGACAUCGGCAUAAUGAACGGCAACGGGGAAAACCAACGGACACCAACCACCUACCUCCAAUCCAUGUGCCGGCGACAAGGACUUCUUUGAGGAACUAAAGAGGGAGAUGCAGCCUUAAGGAGCAUUGAUGUGGCGCGACCACUCGCGAUGAAAAAAGAAAAACAUGAAGCUUGUCAGCUUAUGCACAUCCGUUCCAAGAGUGAAGUUAACGGUGAACCUGUGGCUGGGUCCACUGCCACGUCGCUUAGUCGAUCAUGUAUUAACAUGAGAACAAACACAUUUCAGCUUAGCCGAUCGUCGUUUCGCGUCGUGCUGGAGGAGGUGGACUUCUGCACUAAGCAAUCGACCACCAUUAGAGCCAGGUAGGCAUCAAUCACUCUCGAACUCCUCGAUGACAGAGGAUCAAGGUUGUGCUGCAAGAGCGAGACCAUAGCUCUUUUUUAGUAUUUUCUUGAAUGGCCACAUUUACCAAUACCACGGUUGAUAAUCUGGUACAUGUGCAAGCAAUUUUCAUGUGAACAAUGAACAUGUGCAUCUGGAUGUGAACUUUCUUUUAUGUUUUUGGGCUUCCUCUGGGGCCCGGCGGCGUGCAUAAAUCAAUCUGGUAGCGAGGGAUGAAUCGAAGGAAAGUAUGAUAAUACAUUUAUGAAGUAGAUCUGGUCGAAAAAACUACUUGUGGUAAGCUGCGAGUGUGACAGGGGC
Messenger RNA from Amoebophrya sp. A25, 3868 nucleotides. Lineage: Eukaryota; Dinophyceae; Syndiniales; Amoebophryaceae. The record is from the annotation of a GenBank genome assembly.